AUGUACACGGACCAACCCAUGCUCGAAUUGCUCGGCGGCUGGUCAUACAUGGCACUCGAGGCUCGCGUGGCUUCGUUGGAGUCCAUUCUUAAGCAACUGAAAGCCGAGUCUCAAGAGGGCAGGUUCAAAUUGCUUGAUUCUCUCGAUUUCGAAGACCACCUUGCCAGCUCAAACCAGCAUGACGCGAAGAAAGACUCCUCACCGUCGCCCUCCAUGGCGUGCCUCCGGCGGACGAACGAUGGGCUGAUCUCUUACCACGGCCCCACGAGCAUUUACCAUGUGGGCUCCGAAACCCCUCCAGAGGUCGAUGACCUGUCUUCCCUGCUAUGCCUUGCUUUCUAUGAAAUUGGACGGGGCAAAAUCUCCCAGGGAUGGCUUUUCUCCGGAAUGGCCUUCAGAAUCAGCCAGGACCUUGGCUUGCAGCGGGGUCUGAAGAAUGACAGCAGCCCUACGGUCCGCAUUGACCAUGAGAUCCGCGGGAGAGUCUACUGGGGAUGCUACACCUCUGACGCACUUAUCAGCUUGAUCUUGGGCAGACCAGUGUUCUUUCAAGACCGCGAAUCGGUUGUGGAUCCCAGUGAGCCGCUACCCGACAAUCCUGAGCUUGAGGCUUGGCUUGAAUCAGGAACCACAGACUACAAGGUCUCAAAACUCAUUCCGUACCUGAAGAGCCUCAGCAAACUUGGUGGAGUGAUGCACGAGACGCUUUCGCGUGUCUUUGCACUCAAAGGCAGCUCCGGCGACGAGAAACAGGGUUUGAUCCAUCAGGUCGACGUGGAUCUUGGCCGCUGGCUUGAGACGCUGCCUGAAGAGAUCCGGUGGAACCGCUGGUGGCCCGUUACCAAACCGCUGGAGCCACACAUUGCUGCGUUGCACCUAACCUUUCUCUGCGUCCGCAUCUGCAUCCAUCGAGAAAACAUGGUUUCAUCUCGAGACGCCACGUCGGCCAGGUCUUCUCGGGAGCAGUGCGAGUCCCUCAUUGGAAUGGUCGUUCAACUCAUGAGACACUACAAGAGCCAGCACGAUCUCCGUCAGGUGCCCAUUAUUUUUGUUCCAGCACAGCGUCGACAGACUUUCCAGUUCGCGUCUUGA
Molecule: messenger RNA, 1092 nt
Organism: Lasiodiplodia theobromae
Lineage: Eukaryota; Fungi; Ascomycota; Dothideomycetes; Botryosphaeriales; Botryosphaeriaceae
Product: Transcription factor
Exons: 4
Coding region: 1-1092 (363 amino acids)
Biological process (GO): DNA-templated transcription
Molecular function (GO): zinc ion binding; DNA binding
Source: RefSeq, a predicted model, not a curated record